UUUUUUUAAAUGGUAAUUUAGUGGCUUUGGGUGGAAGGAUGUUAAAAAAAUAAAAUAAAGGAUAGUACACACAUGUAGUAUAUCACUUUGUGCGAACAUUUCCUAUUAUUGAUUUUGUACAAAGCGCAAGCGCGAUUCACCUUCCGUCAUUAGUGAGUUUGACGUGCCAUCACCCGAUCGUACGGAAACGAAAGAAAAAAAUAUCAUAAUAUUCUGAUAGAGAUAACGGAAGAUGUUCUGUCUUUCACCAUAAAAUAGUCAUCCUUUUGAUACGUAAAAUUGUUGUUUUUCGAUUGAAAAGUGUAAGAAAAGACGUUACAACGGCUCCCCAAAGGAUAUAUCCCGUGAAACCAAUGCAUUUAGCGGCGGAUGCCGUUCGCCAAAGGAGGAUUAUCUUGAGACUUGAGUCCACGGAAUCUGAAGACCAUUUUAGUCGGUGUAUCUGUAUCUCCCUACCAGCUCCACCAGACAUCGAUAUACCAUGUCGUUGCCAAGAGAGUUUAUUUUUAACCAGGAGCUGUCGAAGUUGGACGGCCAGGUGCUCGGAACGUCCGCGCCGCCCACUUCCCAGGCGCCCGUCACCUGCUCCAUCGAAAUGGCGACCGACACCAUUGCAGAGGUACUCUCUCCGGACAACGCGGGAUCGCUGCUGUCGAUACAGUCGGCACCACCGGAGCCAAGCGAGCGCAUGGAGCCGCGAGAGCGUCCAGUCAGCCUGCUACUCGAGCUGCCGUUAGCCACUCAAGUCGGCGCAUAUUUAUCAGCGAUGUCGCCGACUGACCAAGAGGAGGACUCCCUGCUGACGCUGUCCUCAGUGACGGCGCGGCCUCUGCUGGCAGCGUCGAGGAAACUGAGGCCUCAUGACAGUUCCACUGACGUAUCCUCUCCACCAGACGGUGGUUACGGCUGGGUGGUGGUUUUUGGUGCGUUUAUGGUGCAGUUCUGGGUGGCUGGAUUGUUCAAGUCGUAUGGCGUUCUGUAUGUGGAGAUCAUGGAAACCUUCCCCGAUUCCUCGGAGAGCGUCGCUUCCUGGAUCCCCGCUGCACUAUCCACUCUGUGUUUGGCCCUGGCUCCUUUAUCAUCAGCUCUAUGCGAGAAGUACUCUUGCAGACUAGUUGUGUUCAUCGGAGGUCUAUUCUGCGCUACUGGACUCGCUGUAUCAUACUUCAGCACGGGGCUGCUACAUCUCCUGCUGAGUUUUGGAGUUAUGACCGGCAUUGGAGGAGGACUUUCAACAACACCGGGAAUCGUCAUUGUCUCUCAAUAUUUUGAUAAGCACAGAGCUAUGGCCAACGGCAUCUGUGUAAGCGGGACGGCUGCUGGCAGCUUCGUAUUUCCAAUGCUGAUCGAGAAAUUGGUGGAUACGUAUGGAUUACAUGGAACAGUUUUGCUUUUAGGUGGUGGUAUGCUUCAUGUCUGCGUAUCAGCUACUCUAUACCGUCCGCCACCCACCCCACGCGCUGUCACUCCUGUUACUACCACUACCACAGAAAAUACCACGCUACUGAACGAUAUUACUGAAGGUAAAACAGCUGUGUCGAACAAAGACAACAAACUCCAAAACUUGUUCCAGACGGAAACUGAAAUGACGUUGAAUCAGAAGAACGCGAUGUUGAGUGACGAGAAACGAACUAAUUUACUCAGUGAAAUCAUACAUCCCAGUCUGAUCGAGGUGGCACGGCCUCCACUACCAUCACAGAACAUGUCAGACUCGGAAGAUUCAGAAGGCAUGGACGUUUUAGGAGUAGUAGGGUUACCGCGAGACGUGGCGCGUCUUAGACUCCGGCCGACUCGCUCAUCUUCCAUCCUCCAUUCCGUUGAGGAUCUGUCAACUGACAGCACCUGCGUUUAUAAAGCCAGAGGCCGUCAGUUGAGUCGAUCCCUGUACAUCAAGCCUCCAUUACCAAGUAGAAUUAUCCAGAAUAAGCUAACAGAGCCCGCCAUUAACGCAAAGAAGAUAGAAGAAGAAGAAGCUAAAGAAGAGAACCUAGAAGAAAAAGAGGAGAAGAGAGGGUGUAUGGCGACUAUUUCCAGGUACCUCGACGUAUCUCUGCUAAAGUCCUGGCGCUUCGGUCUGCUGUGCGCUUCCGUAGCGCUGAUGUCUUGUGGGUCACCUUACGCGCUGUACUAUCUACCCGCGUAUACUGUUGCUGCCGGACAUAGCAAAGCGGCCGCUGGUCACCUGGUAGCAAUCAGCGCUAUCCUAGACUUAUGCGGUCGCCUAGGCCUUGGAUAUCUUUGCGAUUUACAUCUAUUUUGCAGAAGAAAGGCGUAUAUUCUCAGCAUCUUGAUUGCUGGAAUAGCCGUGCUAUCUUUGCCAAGUUUGACGUCCUGGUGGAGUUUAGCCGUCGCUUCAGGUGCCUACGGUCUGUGCCUUGGUUGUUGGUUCCUGCUCGUCCCAGUGUUACUGGCGGAUGCCUUCGGUACUGCUCGCAUCGCCUCCUCGUACGGUCUGGUACGAAUGUUCCAGAGUCUAGCCGCCGUGUCCGUACCACCAACUGCUGGUUUACUUCGUGAUGUUACUGGCGGUUACUCCUGGUGCUUCUACGGCAUGGGCUCCUGCAUGGUGCUGGGCACCAUACCCGUCAUCGCCUUCCACCUCAGCACUAAGAACGAAGACUCCGAGUCCUCAGUCGAUUGAAAUAUGUACCAGCAUUGUCCGGGUUUUAUGCUUUUAGGGCUGAUUUUUCAGUGUUGUCAAAUAAACUUUGAAUGGCAAAAUACUUUGUCAAAGGUUACCUGCUUUCUGUCUAUUUAACUAUGUAAAAUUGAUAUUUUUACAGAUUUCCAAAACACACCAAAACUCAGCCAAAUCUACCAAAAUUAAGCCCUAAUUCGCACGAGCGUUAAAAAAGCGUUGCGU
Messenger RNA from Maniola jurtina (meadow brown), 2863 nucleotides. RefSeq names its product monocarboxylate transporter 12 (gene Sln). Lineage: Eukaryota; Metazoa; Arthropoda; Insecta; Lepidoptera; Nymphalidae. The transcript is spliced from 18 exons. The record is from RefSeq and is a predicted model, not a curated record. Gene Ontology annotation, biological process: monocarboxylic acid transport; transmembrane transport. Gene Ontology annotation, molecular function: monocarboxylic acid transmembrane transporter activity. Bases 482 to 2641 code for a protein of 719 amino acids.